Messenger RNA from Adineta steineri, 1299 nucleotides. The record is from the annotation of a GenBank genome assembly. NCBI's taxonomy places the organism in Eukaryota, Metazoa, Rotifera, Eurotatoria, Adinetida, Adinetidae.
AUGACUUCUCUCGUUGAUAUGCCAUGUCAUCAAGAACGGCCAUCAUUGCUAUCAGCGUCAAGUGGUUAUGAAAAUUAUCGCGGUUUUCUCAAUCUACUUUAUGUUAUACUGGCGUUAGGAAGUUGUCGUCUCGUACUAGAGAAUAUUCUUCAGUAUGGUUUAUUAGUCGAAUUUGAUUGGCCAUUAAGAUUUAUACAAGAUCCAACAAAUUGGCCAUCGGUACUUCUUAUUCUAUUAGUCAAUUGCUUCAUUAUAUUUGAAUUUGUACUACAAUUAAAACUAAGUCAUACAUUAAUAUUAAAUUCUAAAGCUAAAAAUAAAUGGAUAUGUCUUCAAUUUUUAAAUUUUAUUACAAUAUUAAUAUUUCCAGCUGCUUAUGUUUAUUAUCGUCAACCAAAUCCCGUUGGUGCAUUUAUUGCUGUAUGUAUUUAUUCAAUAGUAUUUUUAAAACUAUUCUCCUAUGUACAUAUCAAUCAUCGAUGUCGACAAGCUUUAAUUGAGAAAAAAAAUGAUUCACAUGAAUCAUCUACGAAUGUAUCAAAACAUCCAGUAGUUUAUCCAAAUAAUUUAACAUAUAAAAAUCUCUAUUAUUUUAUGUUUGCUCCAACACUUUGUUAUGAAUUAAAUUUUCCUCGAUCACCACGUAUACGUAUACGAUUUAUAAUAAGACGUUGUGGUGAAAUUCUCGUUCUUUUAUCAUUACAAUAUUGUCUUGGACAACAAUGGAUAUUACCGAUUUUACGUACACUUGAUCGACCACUUAAUCAAUAUUCUGCAUUACAAAAUAUUGAACGUCUUCUACGUCUUGCUUUACCAAAUCAUCUCCUAUGGUUAAUAUUAUUCUAUGUUUAUUUUCAUUCAACAUUAAAUCUUCUUGCUGAAUUAUUAUGUUUUGGUGAUCGACUUUUUUAUCGUGAUUGGUGGAAUGCAACUGAUUUAUAUGAAUUUUGGAAUCGUUGGAAUACAAGUGUACAUGAUUUUUGUAAACGUCAUGUUUAUAAACCGUUAGUUGAUCAUUAUGGUUUUAAUAAACUAAUUGGUUCAUUAGUUGUAUUCGCUAUAAGUGCAUUUUUCCAUGAAUAUUUAAUUAGUGUACCGUUACGUAUGGUCCGUCCAUGGAGUUUUCUUGCAAUGAUGGUUCAAGUUCCAAUGGGUUUUGCUGUACGACUAGUUAGAAGUGAAAGUAAAACAUAUGGAAAUGUAGCUGUAUGGAUAUCACUUAUUCUGAUUCAACCAAUUGCAAUUCUUCUCUAUAUUCAAGAUUUAUUUUAUCGAGAUUUUGUCAAAGAUAAAUCUUAG